AUGGCAGAAGAAAAGAAGAAAAAAGACGAAAAGGAGGAAGAUCCUUGUUCGGCGUUUGUCGGCCGGUACGUUAUCAAGACGAUGCGCUUGAAGGAUGAAAAGUGGCAGAAGCUGAUCGGGAACGAGGAGUUGCGCACGAUCGUGAUGGAUUGGGUGAUGCAACCCACCGUGAUGAAGCUGUUCAUUACGCUCAACAAUGCGGGAGCAUUGGUGCCGAGCUACCAUUUUGCGACCAAUGCCAAGGGCAAGAUUUGCUACUUUGUUAAGAUAUCCGAGAUGGCGCUGGAAAUCGGGAAAAUUCGCGAGCAAAUCAUUUACGGUGACCUAACGCCAAACCCUAUCGAUGAUCUGUCCAUUCUGGUGGAUGAGAUAUACUACCCGAUGAUAAACAACCCACAAAAUCAGGAAGGAUGGCCAACCGCAAUCGUCAAGGACAUCGACAACCAUGUCCAGGAGCUGCGGAACAUUAUUUCUGAGGUGAAAGGUAAUAUCAUAAAUCAAACACUACUACCGAUGCCUAUCGCCAUCGACAAUAUUAUGCAGGUCGGCGAAGAAGUUCUCAAAGGCAACAUCGAUGCAUGCAGUCUGAAAAUGAAAAACUCCCUCGAGGGCAUUAUAAUUAAGUGGGCUGGCCAGAUUAGCGACGUACUGAAGGAGGAUUCGGCCCAAGCGUUCAAAGAUGGCCGCCAUCCGACACCGGUGGAGGAGAUUAACUUCUGGGAAUCGCGACAGAAAAAUUUGCGCAACAUCUACGCCCAGCUAACGGAGCCGAAAUCGCGACAAAUUGGUAUCAUUCUCGAGGGCAUCGAUUCGGUGUACUCCACCUCGUUCAAGAACACGUUCAAGGGUGUCGUACAGGCGGUACACGAGGCAGAUGAUAUUUCGCUCCACCUAAAACCGCUGCGAAAAACGUUCGAAACAUUCGAGAGUACCGAUUUCGUCGAUUCGGCAGAUAUGAUCUCGCCGAUGCUUCACCUCGUGUGUUUGGUGUGGGCCCACUCGUGUUACUAUGGCAUCAAUUCACGGUUGGUGAUUCUGUUUAAAAUGAUAAGCAACAUGAUGAUUGCCGAGUCGAGCAAAUCGCUUGAUCCUGGGUCGCUGUUUCAAGGGGAAGUCGAUGAAUCGCUCAUCAAAAUCAGCCAGAUUAUUGAUACGCUGGAGUUCUACAAAUCUGAGUUUCACGAUUUUCGUUCUCGACUCAAUGAGUUCGAAAAGCCCAACACACAACCGAUCAGCUGGACGUUUCGUACGCGGGACAUUUUUCACCGUCUUGACGUGUACAUAGUGCGGCUGAAUGAGAUAAAAGACAUUUUCAACACGGCGACCGAAUUUAAAAAGCUGGAAAAGGUGGAAAUCGGUGGAUUAAGAGGGCGUGCCAUUAGUCGCAAGAUUCAAGAAAUCUAUGACGAUUACAACAAACUCUACCAGCGCUGGGGCACGAUACAGUACGAUCCGCUGGAUCCCGAUCCAAAGCUGGAUGGGUUCCAAACCGAUCGUCAACGGUACAUUGAGAAGGCUAGCGUUCUCGAGCGAAGACUGGCGGCCCAGUUUGUGCUUGCAUUUGAGGAGUGUUUUAAUGUGGAGCAGUUGAUGAAGCUGGUGCAAGUGUUGGGCAGCCUACUCAAUAGACCACUCAUACAGCCGGAUGUGUCACAAAAGAUCGCCAGCAUUGUCGAACUGGUCGAUGCAGAUUUAAACGCAAUCAAAGCUAUAUUCGAAGCAGGCUUAGAGGAGUACAAGAGCAAAGGCCUGAAGGGUAUUCCUAUCGACGAUGGAUUCCCCCCGGUAGCGGGAGCGAUUGCCUGGGUGCACAAACUUCAAGAUCACAUCAGGAAGCCAUUAAACGAGCUCGUAAUGAUUGAGUUACCGAUUUUCCAAAAUGAAAAAGGACAACGAGUGUUACAGAAAGCGGAACAGCAGAAGGAACAGUUAGAAGAGUUCGAGCAACAGCUCUUCUCUUCAUGGGUGUCCGAUGUUACGAAGCAUAUCGAUAAUUUCAUGAGUAAAUCACUACUCAGCCGUUCCGAUCCACGUUUGCUGGAGAUGAACUUCGAUCAAGUGCUACAAACUAUUAUGGCAGAGGUUCGCUACCUGAAGUGCAUGAAAGUCGUCAACAUACCGGAAAAGGCUCAACACUUUUAUGCCUCGGGAGAAGCACUCUGGGCUGCCAGGAUGAAACUUUCUCGCAUUGUUGAAUGGUACAAUGAAAUCUGCAAAACCUGUGCCCCAUGCGAGUUCGAGCUGAUUCAGAAGGAAAUUGACGAAAUCGAUGCAAUAUUGGCGGACGCAUGCUCUGGGCGGAUCGAUUGGAAUAAUUUCAAUCAAAACUUCAUCGAUGGAUUGUACGAUAAACUGUACAAUCUUUUCUCUCGUGUGCUGAAAGCAAAAGCCAACAUAAAGAAAGUUCAAAACAGCAUUCGAAGCUGGGGCCAGAUUCCGCUGUACGAACGGCUGAACGGUGACAACACCUCACUCAUCAACAUUGAAAAUCGUUCCCUGAUCGUUCAACGGCGGCUUGAAGCGUGUCUCGACACGAAGAAACUAAUCGAGAAGGUGAUGGAUGAAAACUUUAAGCUUUAUUUCGAUUAUCUGGUUGCUUUGUCGGAAGAGAGGUUAUCGUCCACCAGUGGAGCAGGAUCACAACGCGGAAGUAGCGUUGCUAUGCCUGCCCCUGAACAGGCUGUAGAACAAGAACAGCAACAGGCUGAGGUUGCUAUUGAAGUACCAGACAUUGAGGAAGAACAAUCGGCAGAUGAUACAUUGGACGAUGUACCGUCUUUGGAACAGUCAGAACUCGGAAAAAAUCUGUCUCAGCUAGAAUUGUUCCGGCCGUACGAGGAGUAUGUGGAUUCAAUUCUUUCGAAAGAAAUUAUGGAAGCGGUGCAUGUUAGCGUGAAAUACAUCAAGUUUGAGAUGGAAAAUCGACUGAGUCAUAAUACGCCCAUAUUUGAGAUUAAGUAUGAGCUGCAUCCGCCCGAUACACGCUUCUGUCCUUCGUUGGAUCCUUAUGAUCCGGAUGGAUUUUUUGCACUGGUCGAAAGUAUGAUCACGGAUAUCUACUGCAUGUCGGACAUGAUACCACGAGUCGCCCAGCCUCCAGAAAAUGAGCGUAUGGAUGAAGAAGGAAAUGUGUAUCCGGAGACUUAUAUCUCUCACCUAAGCAACAAUGAUGCUAUCGAGCGCAUGAAGCACUCCAUCAUGCUGAAGGUCAUCCAGUCAACAAGAGAUGCAGAAAAGUAUGUCAAACAGUUCGACAACUACAACUAUCUCUGGCUGGACGAUAAGCACAGUGUGCUAGCCCAAUUCCUUAAAUACGGACGACCCCUAACCCAAGACGAGAUGGAAAUGUUACUCUCAACGGAAACACCCCUGAAGGAAGUAGCACCGACGUUGGAACAGUUUAAGGCCCAGAUCGACAGCUACAUCGAUCUCUUCGACGAGGUGUACCAAGCGGAGGUGUCGCACGUAUUCGAUACCUGGUUGUUGGUAGAUUUCCGCCACUUUAAGCACAAGCUGUUGCACGAAAUAGGAAAAUGGUCCAACAUCUACAAGCAAACGCUGAUAGAUCGUGUGGUGAUCAGCUUGCAGGAGCUCGAAGAAUUUAGCCUUGAGUGCGAUGAGGUGCUCGGACUUGAUGCAGCCGAGGAGGACUUCCCCACUCUGCUCAAGAUACUGUCCGUGCUGAACAAGAUUAAAGAGCGAGAAACCGCCACCGACAACAUGUUCGAACCGUUGAAAGCAACCGUCGAUCUGCUGAAAACGUACAACGUGGAGUUUAACGAAACAGUGUACAAGCAGUUCACCGAGCUACCGGAACGCUGGCUACACAUGAAAAAGACAGCCCAGAAGGUGCGUGAAAAGAUUGCCCCAGCGCAGGCGUACCAGGUGGAUCUGAUCCGGAAGCGUAUCAGUCUGUUUGACAUUCGCAUGAAGCUGUACCGGGAUGGGUUCAAAAAGCUGCCCUGCUUUAAGGUCCCCUGCAAGAACGUGUACGACAUCUGUGAUCAGGUGAAUCUGGAGCUAAACAUAAUGGAAACGCAGCUUAAGAACCUCACCGACUCGGCAAGCCUGUUCGAGCUAAAUCCGCCGGAUGAUACGAAGCUACGGCUCUGCCGGAAGGAGGUGAAGAUGUUGAAGCAAAUCUGGGACUUUGUGUACACGGUAGAAUCGUGCGUGAACGAUUGGAAGAAAACGUCUUGGAAGAAAAUUGACGUCGAGGCAAUGGACGUGGAGUGUAAAAAUUAUGGCAAACAGAUACGCCAACUGGAUAAGGAUAUGCGAAACUGGGCACCUUACCUGCAUCUGGAAGCGAUCCUGAAGAAUCUCAUGACAUCGUUGCGUGCCAUUACCGAGCUGCAAAAUCCGGCCAUUCGUGAGCGCCAUUGGUUCGAGCUUAUGCAGGCCACAAAGCUGAUACAAACAUAUGGAAAAGAAAUGCUGGUUCGCUUCCAAAUGGUAGACUCGACCACGCUUGCUGAUUUACUCGAGCUGAACCUGCACAACUACGAGGAAGAGGUAAAAGGAAUAGUCGACAAAUCCGUCAAGGAAAUGUCGAUGGAGAAAAUGCUAAACGAUCUACAAAUCGCCUGGAAAGAUCUACAGUUCGACUUUGAUCCGCACGAACGCACGCAACUGAAGCUGCUAAAAAUCUCUGAAGAAGUCAUGGAGAUGCUGGAAGAGAAUCAGGUACAGCUGCAGAACUUGCUCUCCUCCAAGUACGUCGCGUACUUCCUCGAGCAAGUGUCCCGCUGGCAGCUGUCCCUCUCGAAUGCGGACUGUGUCAUAACGGCCUGGUUCGAGGUGCAACGCAAAUGGAUGUAUCUGGAAAGCAUUUUCAUCGGCUCGGAAGACAUCCGGAACCAGCUGCCCGAGGACUCGAAGCGUUUUGACAACAUCGAUAAGGAAUUCAAACGACUGUUGGCGGAAAUCGUUGCUAAUCCGAACAUCGUGAAAGCAACAAACCGCCCGGGAUUGCAUGAAAAGCUUGAGGGACUGCUGGAGCAGUUGAUACUCUGCGAGAAGGCACUGAACGAUUAUCUGGAAACGAAACGGCUUGCCUACCCACGAUUCUAUUUCGUCUCGUCGGCCGAUUUGUUGGACAUCCUUUCAAACGGCAACCAACCGGAGCUAGUUGCGAAACAUCUCACCAAACUGUACGAUUCCAUCGCGAAGCUUCGGUUUGGCAAGGGCUCCAACAAAGUUGCGGUCGGUAUGGUGUCGAAGGAGAACGAAGAGUUCGUCCAGUUUAAAGACGAGUGUGACUGCGAUGGUAAGGUGGAGAUAUGGUUGAACCGCAUCACCGACUCCAUGCGCAUCACGCUGCGCGAUCUGUUCGAGCGGUCCGUGACGGCGUACGAGGAAAAGCCACGCGAUUUGUGGACAUUCGAUUGGCCGGCACAGCCGGCCCUGUGUGCGACCCAAAUCUGGUGGACGUCGGAGGUAAAUGUGGCGUUUGCGAAGCUGGAAGAAGGUUACGAAAAUGCACUCAAGGACUAUCAGAAGAAGCAGAUCCUACAGCUGAACGCACUGAUUGUGCUGCUGUGUGGUGAGCUUAGCCAAGGCGAUCGGCAGAAGAUUAUGACCAUCUGUACCAUCGACGUGCACUCGCGUGACGUGGUGGCAAAAAUGAUACAGCAAAAGGUGGAAACCGGACAGGCGUUCCAGUGGCAGAGCCAGCUGCGCCACCGGUGGGACGAUAAGCUGCGGGACUGUUUCGCAAACAUUUGCGAUGCUCAGUUCCGGUACGACUACGAGUAUCUGGGCAAUACGCCCCGUUUGGUAAUUACACCCCUAACGGAUCGAUGCUACAUCACCUUGACUCAGUCGCUGCAUUUAAUCAUGGGUGGUGCACCGGCGGGACCGGCCGGUACGGGCAAAACCGAAACGACCAAGGAUCUCGGCCGUGCGCUCGGCAUCAUGGUGUACGUGUUUAACUGUUCCGAGCAGAUGGACUACAAAUCGUGCGGCAACAUCUACAAGGGCUUAUCGCAAACCGGCGCUUGGGGAUGCUUCGACGAGUUUAACCGCAUCUCGGUCGAGGUGCUGUCCGUCGUGGCCGUCCAGGUCAAAUCGAUACAGGAUGCCAUCAAGGGUGGGAAAAAGUAUGCAACCCUUAGCGAUAGCAAGGGCAAGAAAACCAUAUUUAAUUUUAUGGGCGAAACCAUCUCGCUCGUGCCCACCGUGGGAAUUUUCAUCACCAUGAACCCUGGCUAUGCGGGCCGUACCGAGCUGCCCGAGAAUCUGAAAGCGCUCUUCCGGCCGUGCGCGAUGGUCGUGCCGGAUUUUGAGCUCAUUUGCGAAAUCAUGCUGGUGGCGGAGGGUUUCCAGGAGGCGCGAUUAUUGGCCCGUAAGUUCAUUACGCUGUACACGCUGUGCAAGGAGUUGCUGUCGAAGCAGGACCACUACGAUUGGGGUCUUCGGGCCAUCAAAUCGGUGCUGGUGGUGGCUGGCUCUUUGAAGAGAAGCGAUCGAGAACGUCCCGAGGAUCAGGUGUUGAUGCGUGCCCUGCGAGACUUUAACAUACCGAAAAUCGUAACGGACGAUGUGCCCGUCUUUAUGGGGCUAAUUGGCGAUUUGUUCCCAGCGCUCGAUGUACCGCGCAAACGUUCGCCCGACUUUGAGAAGCUUAUCCGACGGUCCACCCAAGAGAUGAAGCUGCAACCGGAGGAUAGCUUCAUACUGAAGGUGGUACAGCUGGAGGAGCUGUUCGCUGUAAGACACUCGGUAUUUAUCGUCGGCAAUGCCGGUACGGGCAAAACGCAAGUGUGGAAAGCACUGUUCAAAACGUACCAGAACCAAAAACGCAAACCACACUUUAACGAUCUGAACCCGAAAGCGGUAACAAAUGAUGAGCUGUUUGGCAUCAUUAAUCCUGCCACGAGAGAGUGGAAGGAUGGGCUGUUUUCGGUCCUGAUGCGAGACCAGGCGAACAUGCCCGGGACGGGACCGAAGUGGAUAGUGCUGGACGGCGAUAUCGAUCCGAUGUGGAUCGAAAGCUUAAACACGGUCAUGGACGACAACAAGGUGCUAACGCUGGCGAGCAACGAGCGGAUAGCGCUGACGAAGGAGAUGCGUCUGCUGUUUGAAAUUUCCAACCUUCGCACGGCGACACCGGCGACCGUAUCGCGCGCCGGCAUCCUUUACAUUAACCCGCAGGAUUUGGGCUGGAAUCCGUUCGUCGCGUCGUGGAUCGAUUCGCGCGAAACGCAGGCCGAGAAGGGCAUCCUGUCCGUGCUGUUCGACAAAUACAUUCCCCCGCUGAUGGAUGCACACAAACGAUUUAAAAAGAUUACACCCAUCUCGGAAAUUGCCAUGAUCCAAAUGACUUGCCACCUGUUGGAUUGUUUGCUGACGCCGCAAAACUUGCCGCCCGACUGUCCGAAGGAGUGGUACGAAAUAUACUACGUGUUUGCCGUUAUUUGGGGCUUUGGAUCAUCGCUUUAUCAAGAUCAGCUGGUCGAUUGGCGGACCGAGUUUCACAAAUGGUGGAUUAAUGAGUUCAAGGCGAUACGCUUCCCGCCGGGCGGAACCAUCUUUAGCUACUACAUCGAUCCGGAAACGAAGAAAUUUAACCCGUGGACGGAGCUGGUGCCGUCGUUUGAGCUGGAUACGGAUAUUCCACUGCAGUCGAUGCUGGUCCCCACGACGGAAACUACUCGGCUUCGCUGGUUUAUGGACAUCCUGAUCGAGGAGAAACAUCCUAUAAUGCUGGUUGGUGGUGCCGGCUCCGGCAAGAGCGUUAUCGUGGCCGAUAAGCUGGGCAGCCUGUCGUACAAGUACGCCGUUACGAACGUGCCGUUUAAUUUCUACACCACGUCCGAAAUGUUGCAACGUGUGCUGGAGAAACCGUUGGAGAAGAAGGCGGGUCGAAACUAUGGUCCACCGGGAAAUAAAACGAUGGUUUACUUUGUGGACGAUAUGAACAUGCCGGAGGUCGAUACGUACGGUACGGUACAGCCGCACACGCUUAUCCGCCAGUUUAUGGACUAUCGGCAUUGGUACGAUCGGGCAAAGCUUUCGCUAAAGGACAUCCACAACUGUCAGUUUGUGUCGUGCAUGAAUCCAACGGCUGGUUCGUUUACGAUUGAUCCACGGUUGCAGCGACACUUUUGUGUGUUUGCCGUCAGUUUCCCUAGUGGAGAUCCGCUGUACCACAUCUACUACUCGGUGCUCUCGCAGCACCUAUCGAAUCCGUUGAACAAGUUCAAUCUUGUCACUCAGAAAAUCUGCGCUGCCUUGGUAACCUGUGCACUGAAUCUACACACCAAAAUGGGACAAAUGUUUAUGCCGACAGCGAUCAAGUUCCAUUACGUGUUUAAUAUGCGUGACUUGGCCAACAUCUUUCAGGGGAUGUUGUUCGGGAAUGGAGAAACGUGCCAGGAACCGAACCAACUCAUUCGACUGUGGGCUCACGAGGCAACGCGUGUGUACGGGGACAAGUUGGUCGAAGAGCGAGACAUCGAUAACUUCAACAAACUGAUCGUGGAUGUUGUGAAGAAAUCGUUUGAAGAAAUGGACGAAACGAAGGUGUUUUCGAAGCCAAUCAUUUACUCCCAUUUCGCGGAGGGUCUUACCGAUCCGAAGUAUAUGCCCGUUGCUAGCUGGGAGACGCUGAACAAAACGCUGGAGGAAGCGCAGUCCAACUACAACGACAUGAUUGGUGCGAUGAAUCUGGUUCUGUUUGAAGACGCAAUGAGCCACAUUUGUCGGAUCAGUCGCAUUUUGGAAGGACCGCGAGGAAACGCAUUGCUGAUUGGUGUUGGUGGUUCUGGUAAACAGUCUCUGUCCAGGCUGGCGGCUUUCAUUUCCGGACUGGAAGUGUUCCAGAUACAGCUUAGGAAAGGGUACAGCAUCGCGGAUCUCAAGGCAGACUUGGCCGUACUGUACAUGAAGGCGGGAGUAAAGAACGUUCCCUGUAUGUUCCUGAUGACGGAUGCACAGGUAGCGGAGGAAUCGUUUUUGGUGCUAAUUAACGAUCUGCUAGCGUCGGGAGAGAUACCUGAGCUGUUCCCGGAGGAUGAAAUUGACAAUAACAUCAUUAACGCGCUGCGCAACGAGGUGAAGCAGCUUGGCAUGAUGGAUUCAAAAGAGAACUGUUGGAAGUAUUUCAUCGAAAAGGUGCGCAAAUCACUAAAGUUGGUGCUGUGUUUCUCUCCUGUUGGAUCGACACUGCGUGUACGUGCUCGUAAGUUCCCAGCAAUCGUCAACUGUACCGCCAUCAACUGGUUCCACGAGUGGCCCAAAAAUGCCUUGGAGUCUGUGUCCACGCGCUUCCUCUCGGAAAUUGAAGUACUACCGCCGGAACUGGUUGAACCAAUUGCUGUGUUUAUGUCGUACGUGCACGGUACGGUGAAUGAGAUGUCACAAACGUAUCUACAAAACGAGCGUCGCUACAACUACACCACACCGAAAUCUUUCCUAGAGCUCAUCUCCCUGUACGCCAAACUACUCACGGACAAAACGCUCGAGCUGCAUGAUCGAAUCCAUCGCCUGGAAAGUGGUAUUCUGAAGUUGGCCGAGUGUGCCAAGCAGGUUGACUCCUUGCAGCUACAACUCGCAGAUCAAGAGAUAGUGCUGAAGGUGAAAAACGAAGAAGCAGACAAGCUGAUCAAGGUGGUUGGUGCGGAAAAUGAAAAGGUCCAGAAGGAAAAGAACAUUGCCGCAGAAGAAGAGCUAAAGGUGCGCGUUAUUGAGGAAGACGUCGGUGCAAAGGCGAAGAUCUGUGAGGAGGAUCUCCGGAAAGCUGAACCAGCGCUGCUAGCCGCUCAAGCUGCUCUGGAUACGCUCGACAAGACGAACCUGACGGAGUUGAAAUCGUUCGGUUCUCCGCCGGAUGCGGUCGUCAAUGUGUGUGCCGCAGUGUUGGUGCUGUUUUCCCCGAAGGGCAAGAUACCGAAGGACCGUAGCUGGAAGUCGUGUAAAAUGAUCAUGAACAAGGUGGAUGUCUUCUUGAACGAUCUCAUCUACUACGACAAGGAGCACAUUCAUCCUGACGUGAUCAAAGCACUGCAGCUGUAUAUGAAAGAUCCCGAGUUUGAUCCGGACAAGAUUCGGGCCAAGUCUAUCGCUGCCGCUGGACUGUGUGCUUGGGUCAUCAACAUACACAGGUUCUAUGAGGUGUAUCAGGUGGUCGAACCAAAACAGCGAGCGCUUAAUGAGGCGCAAACCGAGCUGAAGGACGCGCAGGAUAAGCUGAUGGAGCUGACGUCCAAGAUUACGGAGCUGGAAGAUAAGCUGGGAGUGAUUGAGGCCGCGUUCAACAAUGCGCUGGCGGAGAAGCAAAAGUGUCAGGACGAGGCGGACAAGACGGCCUUUACUAUCGAUCUGGCGCAUCGUUUGGUGAACGGACUGGCAUCGGAAAAUGUGCGCUGGCGGGAAUCGAUAGCCAUGCUGAAGGGUCAAACGGUGACCCUGCCAGGCGAUGUGCUAUUGGUUGCUUGCUUUAUCAGCUAUGUCGGUUGCUUCACCAGACGAUACCGCGUCGAGUUGCAGGAAAAACUGUGGAUUCCCACGUUCCGCAUGUCCCGACCGAUGAUACCGUUCACGGAAGGUGUUGAUCCGCUGAGUUUGAUCUGUGACGAUGCAAUGAUCGCUGCGUGGAACAACGAAGGUUUGCCAUCGGAUCGAAUGUCCGCCGAAAAUGCGACCAUACUGACGUACUCCUCCCGUUGGCCGCUCAUGAUUGAUCCACAGCUUCAAGGUAUCAAGUGGAUCAAGCAAAAGUAUGGCGAAGAGCUCACAGUGCUACGUCUUACCGUUCGAGGAUAUUUGGAUGUGAUUGAAAGAUGUGUUGUGAAUGGAAAAAUUCUUCUUAUUGAAAACAUUGGCGAAACGAUCGAUGCCGUACUGGACCCCCUGUUGGGACGGAUGCUCGUGAAAAAGGGCCGAUGCCUUCGGAUGGGUGAAAAGGAAAUCGAUUACAAUCCCAGCUUCCAACUAAUUCUACAGACAAAGCUAGCCAACCCUCACUACAAACCGGAGAUGCAAGCUCAAACGACUCUGAUCAAUUUCACUGUCACAAGGGACGGUCUAGAGGAACAACUGUUGGCCGAGGUGGUGAAGGCCGAACGUCCAGAUUUGGAGAAACAGAAGGCCGAUCUAACGACCGAACAGAACAAAUUCAAAAUUACACUCAAACUGUUGGAAGAUGAUUUGCUUAGUCGACUAUCGUCUGCCGGUGAGAAUGUGCUCGAGGAUGCUUCACUCGUAUUGAAUCUGGAGAAAACGAAGAAAACGGCUGCCGAGGUUGAGAUCAAGGUUCGAGAAAGCAAGAAGACGUCGGAGGCGAUCGAUAUCGCCUUCGAAAGUUAUCGUUCUGCCGCCGAGCGUGCGUCUAUUUUGUAUUUCAUCUUGAACGAUCUGCACAAGAUCAAUCCAAUCUAUCAGUUUUCUUUGAAAGCGUUCACGACAGUGUUUAAGGAUGCAAUUGCCAAGACACCGCCAGCAGACAAGCUAAAGGAACGGGUCAUUAAUCUCAUCGACUCAAUAACGUUCGCGGUUCACAUGUACACAACGCGCGGUCUGUUCGAGAAGGACAAGCUUAUAUUUAUGGCCCAGAUGGCGAUCCAGAUUCUGCUGCACGCGAAAGAGAUAGAUCCGACCGAGCUUGACUUCUUGCUGCGCUUCCCGUACACACCGAACCUUACGUCACCGUUCGAUUUCCUGUCCAACAGUGGCUGGGGUGGCAUUAAAGCGCUCGCCAACAUGGACGAGUUCCGUGCGCUGGAUAAAGACAUCGAAGGAUCGGCGAAACGAUGGCGCAAGUUGGUCGAGUCGGAAUGUGCCGAGCGUGAAAAGAUGCCGGGUGAAUGGAAAAACAAGAACGCACUGCAAAGACUGUGCAUAAUGCGGUGCUUGCGUCCGGACCGGAUGACGUACGCGAUACGCUUCUUCGUGGAGGAAAAGCUCGGAGCCAAAUACGUCGAGGCGCGUACGGUCGAGUUUGCACGCUCGUUUGAGGAGUCGAGCGCUAGCACGCCGGUGUUUUUCAUCCUCUCGGCCGGUGUCGACCCGCUGAAGGAUGUGGAGAAGUUGGGCAAGAAAAUGAGAUACUCGUCGGACUAUGGCAAUUUCUACAACGUGUCGCUCGGUCAAGGUCAAGAGGUGGUGGCCGAGGCGGCAAUGGACAUCGCCUGCAAGGAGGGUCACUGGGUGAUUUUGCAAAACAUUCAUUUAGUUGCAAAAUGGCUGCCAACGUUGGAGAAAAAGAUGGAGGCGACACAGGAAGGGGCGCACGUGAACUACCGUCUGUUCAUCAGCGGUGAGCCGGCCCCGUCGGCCGAGUAUCACAUCAUACCGCAGGGCAUUCUCGAGUCGGCUAUCAAGAUCACGAACGAACCACCGACGGGCAUGCUGGCGAACGUGCACAAGGCGCUCGAUAAUUUCAACCAGGAAACGCUUGAAAUGUGUGGCAAAGAGGCAGAAUUCAAAGCAAUCCUGUUCUCUCUGUGCUAUUUCCAUGCGGUUGUGGCGGAACGGCGCAAGUUCGGUCCGCAGGGUUGGAAUCGUUCCUAUCCCUUCAAUGUUGGCGAUCUGACAAUAAGCGUGUACGUGCUGUACAACUAUCUGGAGGCGAACAAUCGAGUGCCGUGGGAAGAUUUGCGGUACCUCUUCGGUGAGAUCAUGUACGGAGGACACAUUACGGACGAUUGGGAUCGUAGGCUGUGUCGGACGUACCUGGAGGAGUUCAUGCAGCCGGAAUUGGUGGACGGUGAUCUGAACUUUGCGACAGGAUUUCCUGCGCCUCCCAAUCUCGAUUAUGUUGGGUAUCAUAACUACAUUGACGAUAAUCUUCCCUCGGAGUCACCGCAUCUGUACGGGCUACAUCCGAAUGCUGAGAUUGGCUUUCUCACGACCCUGUCCGAGCAGGCAUUCAAGACAAUCUUCGAGCUGCAACCACGUGAUUCUGGAGCCGCAAGUAGUUCCUCGAUUAGCCGGGAGGAUGUGGUGAAGAACAUUAUCGACGAGUUUCUGGACAAACUGCCCGAGGAGUUCAACAUGGUAGAGCUGAUGGCACGGGUCGAGGACCGUACACCGUUCAUAAUCGUCGCAUUCCAAGAGUGUGAACGGAUGAACAUUCUCGUGCGAGAGCUAAAGCGAUCACUCCGUGAACUGCUGCUCGGCCUAAAAGGUGAGCUUACCAUCACGACCGACAUGGAGACGUUGGAGGGUUCGCUGUUCUUCGAUCAGGUGCCAGAAAACUGGACCAAACGUGCAUAUCCCUCGAUGUACGGGCUUCAGUCAUGGUUCGCCGACCUGCUGAUACGCAUCAAGGAGCUCGAGGCGUGGUCGAACGACUUCAAUCUGCCCUCGUCGGUGUGGCUGGCUGGGUUCUUCAAUCCGCAGAGCUUUCUCACGGCCAUCAUGCAGCAGACGGCUCGCAAAAACGAGUGGCCCCUGGACAAGAUGUGUCUGAGCUGCGACGUGACGAAGAAGUGGAAGGAGGACUUUAGUGCACCACCCCGCGAGGGCGCAUACGUGAACGGGCUGUUCAUGGAGGGUGCCCGGUGGGACGUGAGCGUUGGCUCGAUUGCAAACUCCUUGAUGAAGGAACUGUUUCCCCAGAUGCCUGUCAUCUACAUCAAAGCCAUCACGCAGGACAAACAGGAGACGAAAAACAUUUACGAGUGUCCUGUUUACAAAACGCGAACCCGUGGCCCUACAUUCGUGUGGACGUUUAACUUGAAAACGAAGGAAAAAUCAGCCAAAUGGACACUUGGUGGUGUUUGUCUGCUGCUGCAGGUUUAAGCAAACAUUCAUUCCUAAAUUAUGC
Molecule: messenger RNA, 13771 nt
Organism: Anopheles maculipalpis
Lineage: Eukaryota; Metazoa; Arthropoda; Insecta; Diptera; Culicidae
Product: dynein beta chain, ciliary-like
Exons: 18
Coding region: 1-13746 (4581 amino acids)
Biological process (GO): microtubule-based movement
Cellular component (GO): dynein complex
Molecular function (GO): ATP binding; dynein light intermediate chain binding; minus-end-directed microtubule motor activity
Source: RefSeq, a predicted model, not a curated record